Molecule: messenger RNA, 2993 nt
Organism: Syngnathus typhle (broad-nosed pipefish)
Lineage: Eukaryota; Metazoa; Chordata; Actinopteri; Syngnathiformes; Syngnathidae
Product: cdc42 effector protein 3
Exons: 2
Coding region: 917-1531 (204 amino acids)
Source: RefSeq, a predicted model, not a curated record
GAGUGGGACGACUUUGGGGCUUUCGACAAGCCAACGGAAAUCAUGAAAUCAGCAGAGCAGGGAGACAAUGACAUGGAGAUUAGGGAUCAGUUAACCUCUGGGUAGCUGGCUUGUUUGCUCACUGACCGUGACUUCCUGCUUUUUACAAAGGCGCACGAGACACAACUUGUUGCGUGCGCUAUGGGAUGUCAACCAUUCUCGCCCUGACACUGUAGUUGUGUACUUGAGUCAAACGUCAGAUCAGUAACAUCAGUAGUUUUACUACCGCGCCCACCUUCUUUCGUAAUAGGUGCAGCCAAGUAUCGAGCAGGAUUUACGUUUACGCUGGUGACUAGACAACCGAGGUGAUAUCAUCUGACGGCUGACAACGAUCCUAGAAUGUGUUGCGUGUACAGUGAUGAAAUACCUUUUUUAAAAAAAAAAAAUUCCACCUGAAGGCUGUGACGCGCUUGGACUCUGACCUCACCUGGUUUUAUUGCUCAAGCAAGGACUUUCAACGGCAACACACUUGGAAGUCAGCUGAGAAAAUGGGAGUUACCACAAGGAAGGAUUAUUGAAGACUAUCUUGAUGCAAAAAGUCCUGUUGUGUCACUGAGGAAAAUCCCAGAUUGCCACAGUUGGUUUAAGAGCCAUUGAAGUCUUCUCUGCAGCAGUUGAACAAGCCUCAUCAUGUCAAGUUUGUCAAGGUUCAGGUAUGAGGUAAAACCAAGUUUCAUGGCAGAUUUGAGUGUGCAAGCCUGGAGUGCAAAUAUUCCGUAUUUGCUCAAGAACAUAGAUGCCUAAGAUGCCUCCAAAUUGUCAAAUUCCAAGUGUUGACUGUUGAACGAAGGACAUACCAAAGGGUUCUACAACUUUGCUGAUCAUCUUAAUUGGACAUUACAAAAAAACUGUUAAUUCCGCAUUAAAGACUGCCAAGAUGCCACUUCGAGCAUCCUUGCACAGAAAGCCAACCGCUGGCCAUUGGUCAAGCAGACACUCAAAGCGCAGAGAGGUUCUAUCUGUCAACAUGAUCAGUUUACCUCUUGCUGAUUUCCGCCAUAUUUCACAUAUUGGUACAAACGCCCAGAGAGACAGCUUUGGAGACCUUUCCUUCCUAAAAGUGGGCCACAGUAUGCUUCUACAAAGCUCCUUAAGUGAGCAAAAUCUCUUCUUGGCCUGCUCGCCACCACCAAAGCCGCCUCGUCUGAAUAUGGAGGCGGAGGGCUCGGAGAGCUCCGACUGGCCUGUGGACCUUCGAGAGAAUUCCAACCAGAAGAGGAAGAAAUGCAUUUCUAUGCCACUACUGGACAGCGAGGAAGGUGAGGAUGAAUUGGCGAGCAGCCACGAAAAAGGAACCGACGUUGCAACCAAUCAGUUUUCCAAAGCUGGAUGGGACAACUUGAGUGCAGACAUAAAUGGAGACUCCUCGGUGGUCGGUGACGAAAUUGAAGGAAAACAGAAAGAGGAGGACAAUGGCUUUUCUUUUAGCCUCGACCUGGGUCCGUCCAUUUUGGACGAUGUUCUGCAGGUGAUGGAUAAACUUCAACAGUGAAUGAAAUGGAACGCGGAACAAAGAGGAAUGCCAUAACUCUUGGGAGAACCAUGUUAAGAACCAAGAGAUACAUUUGCUGACCCACUCAAAGGUAGACCAACCCCCAUCUCUUAUUCCAUUGCCUGUGGUGGCAGGUUUCGCUGUAGCCCAAGCCAGGCCACAGGUCCAAGACCUCAGAGACGAGAAAAAAAAAAAAACCUGAGCGGGCUGUUUUCUUAGCUGCAAACUGAGUCCCAUACUUUGGUGAAUGGCACACGAGAGAGAAAGUGAUACUUCCACACAUGCGGGGGGUGUCGAGGGAAGAGAACCAGAGACAUCCAUUACAGCUGUAAAAGUCUUGAUGAGGAAUUAAACACAACCAUCUGACCAAACAAACCUCUGACAUGAAAAAUAUAUCACACACUCUUGCCCACAUGAAAAAGGUACAUGCAAAUGUGGGCACAUAGAAUUAAGAAGAGAAGCUACAUCUCCAGUCAGUCAUCCUUCAUUGGAGAUAGAAAGAUGGUAGUGUCAAUUUGUGGGGUAAAUCCAAAAUAUGCCACAUACCAAAGUGCCACAAAAGUCAAAGCCAAAAUGUGCCACAUAUCAAAGUGCCACAUGGGUCAUGCGUGAACCACAAGCAUCCCAUUGCUAAAAAAUAGAAUUUGAAUUUUUUGCAUGUCCGACGGAAACGGCAAUGUUGUGGGCAUGUCUGCACUGUAUUGGUUGGGAUUUCUCCUAUUUUUAAGUGAGUUUCAUUGUCCCUGAUUGUUUUUAUAUUUGAAAUCAGAAAAACAUAUUGCGAAAUAAAACAUGUACCGUUUUGUAUUUUGGAGACGUAAAGAAAUGUAUAUUUAAAAUUCCAACACAAAUGGUUUUGUGGCCAAAACUACUUUUUGUCAACAAAUAAAAAGGAUGACAAGACAUUACUCUAGAUUUUUAAAGAAAAAUCCAUUGUGACGAAAUUAGUCUUGGUUUGCCAUAAUUAAGGAAAUUAAGAAACAUUUUUAUGUGCAGAAUAAAUUAUUUUCACUAUUUAAAAAACAGAAGUCUUUAUUUUAGUGGUGCACUGUGAGGAAAAAGCAUAUUGAGCAAUGGUCAAUAAAAGGUACUGCAGGCAAUUUGCAUGAAAUGGUAUAGACAUAAUACCCUGUCUGAUACAACGGUGGUUUAAUCAAAGUUUGUUUGUCGGCGAAAAGAACCAUGAUGUAAAGCUAAAUUUGAAAAGGUAAACAUAAUAAAUUCUGGUAUUUUACAUGAAGUCAUUUGUGGGGGUAAAAUGUGACAAAUCACAAACUACAAGUGCAAUGAUAUGGCCUGCACAGCAUAAAUCUCAAUCACAUCUGCUUUUGCUUCUCUCCAUCCAAACAUGUAAACUUGCUGUCACACAGAAUACAAAAAACGCCGUCAUCUGAGUAUGGCUCUUAUGAUUGAUGCAUUUUGUCAGGGAUGAAAUAAACACUGAAAAUAUCGUUUUGGCAAA